AUGGCCACAGAGACUGAGACCGAACCGCCGGCUGUGAUAACUCCGACAGUGUCACAGCAAAGCUCGUUCAGCGUGUUGAUAAAGUUCCUUGAGGAGCGAGGUCAUCUCAAACGGCCUCCAGAAUUACAGGAAAGAGACGUACCUGACGGUAUCAAUGAUCAUCCUACCUUCAUGAGGUUUCUGCAAGGUCGUGGGUUCGAUCCUCAGGGUGCCCUCAACCAGUACGAAGAAGCCAUGGCCAUUCGCAAAGACACGGAAGCGAUCAAAGCCUAUGACACUAUUUCUGUCGAUGAAUUUGAAGAAGCGCGUAAAAUGUAUCCCACUUGGUCUGGUCGCCGAGAUAAGCGCGGCCUGCCUCUUUGCAUGUUCGACAUUGGACAACUAACUGCUGAAUCCAUGUCCAAAUACAACGCAAGCCAGACUGCCACGGAAAAAAGUCAGCACACCAUGGUUUAUCACGAUUACAUGACGCGAUUCGUUCUACCUCUCUGUGCGUCAAUGCCGGACUGCAAAGCCCAAAGCCCAUCUGUUGUCAGCUCUGUCUAUGUGGUUAAUGCUGGCAAUUUUGGCCUGAGGCAAGCUUGGUCGUUGAAGGGGUAUGCGCAAGAUGUCAGCCAGCUUCUGGCUGUCUGCUUUCCAGAGAUGGUAGACCGCUGUUAUGUUAUGAACGCGCCGGCAUACUUUGGCAAGAUCUGGGGCAUAUUGUCAAAAUUUAUUGAUCCUCGCACAGCGGCCAAACUCAUCAUCGUCUCCUCUGGUGAGGAUUCGCUGUCAACCUUGACGCCUUAUCUCGAUAUUGAGAACAUACCAACUGAGUAUGGAGGGAAGUUCACGUACAAGCCUGGAAUGACCCCAAGACUCGACGAAGGGCUUCGGAAGUACAUGAACUGGGCGCUGCCUGGGGAGAGUCUUCCUGAAGGACCCAUCAAGUUUAUCCAGGAUCAGAAUAAGAGAAGGGUGGUAGUCGCUACAGGGUCCAUGAGCGGCACGAAAAGGGACGAUACCAUUGCGACCCCCAGCAACUAG
Fusarium venenatum is the source of this 1026-nucleotide messenger RNA. RefSeq names its product CRAL-TRIO domain-containing protein. NCBI's taxonomy places the organism in Eukaryota, Fungi, Ascomycota, Sordariomycetes, Hypocreales, Nectriaceae. The record is from RefSeq and is a predicted model, not a curated record.